Messenger RNA from Pygocentrus nattereri (red-bellied piranha), 3160 nucleotides. RefSeq names its product 5-hydroxytryptamine (serotonin) receptor 2A, genome duplicate b (gene htr2ab). The transcript is spliced from 5 exons. The coding region runs from base 288 to 1688 and encodes 466 amino acids. Gene Ontology annotation, molecular function: neurotransmitter receptor activity; G protein-coupled serotonin receptor activity. Gene Ontology annotation, biological process: chemical synaptic transmission; G protein-coupled receptor signaling pathway, coupled to cyclic nucleotide second messenger. The record is from RefSeq and is a predicted model, not a curated record. Gene Ontology annotation, cellular component: dendrite; plasma membrane. Lineage: Eukaryota; Metazoa; Chordata; Actinopteri; Characiformes; Serrasalmidae.
UGAAUGUGACCUCAGUGAGCUGAUCACAGCUUUGGAGAGACGAGUUUACUGCUGACUGGAAAACACCAGAAAGCACCUCAUGGCUUGAGGAACACUCCUGAAUGCAGCGGAACUCUGAAGGUGUGCCUCAUCAAAGAGCCUCUGAUGUGAAUAUUCUGUAGAGUUGAGAUUCUCCACAAUGGACUGGACGCGUCUGAGCUGCAUUUUGUUAUCUCACUUCUGAGUCGAGUUCUAUGGUGUGUUCCCCUGGACUGUGGACCAGCUAAUCACAUUAACACCGGGCAACCAUGUCUGACGAGGGACAUCGAGUGAGGACUGCUGGCAUGACGUCUUUGAACAGGAGUACGGGCGAGUUCAGGUCAUCUGCUAUUACCACUGACCUCUGUCAGCUUCUGGGUAACAACUCCAACAACUGCAGCAGCAGCGAGGAUGGAAACGUGACUCUGGGGUCACUUCGUGUGACCUCUGGCUCCACGCAGAAGAACUGGGUGGCACUGCUGAUCCUGCUGGCCAUCAUCGUCACGGUAACAGGGAACAUCUUGGUCAUCAUGGCAGUGAGCUUGGAGAGGAAGCUGCAGAACGCCACCAACUACUUCUUGAUGUCGCUGGCCAUCACGGACAUGCUCCUGGGCCUGCUGGUCAUGCCUGUUGCCAUGGUGACGAUACUUUACAAUUACACAUGGCCCUUCCCCUUUGCUCUGUGUCCUGUCUGGAUCUACCUGGAUGUACUGUUCUCCACGGCCUCCAUCAUGCACCUCUGUGCCAUCUCUUUAGACCGCUACAUCGCCAUCCGCAAUCCCAUCCAACACAGCCGCAGCAACUCCCGCGCCCGAGCCCGGGUCAAGAUCACUGCAGCCUGGACCAUCUCAGUAGGAAUAUCUAUGCCAGUUCCUGUCCUUGGCCUCCACGACCACUCCAAAGUCUACCAGGAUGGCAGCUGCCAGCUUACAGACAACAGCUUUGUUCUGGUCGGUUCCUUCGUGGCGUUCUUUGUGCCCCUCCUCAUCAUGGUGGUUACAUACUUCCUUACUAUCAGUGCUCUGCAGAGCCAGGCUACAAUGUGCUUGGACCAGCUCAUGGUGCGUCCCAAAUGGCUGUCCAUGCUGGAGCUGCUGCCGAGAGGCUCAAUGUCCUCUGAGCGUCUUUUUGCCCGGGGAUCCCUCUGUCCUGACUCCAUUGUUGGGACCUCCAGGCCCUUUGGCCGACGCACCAUGCAGUCCAUCAGCAAUGAGCAAAAGGCCUCCAAGGUUCUGGGUGUGGUUUUCUUCCUGUUUGUCAUCAUGUGGUGCCCGUUCUUCAUCACCAAUGUCAUGGCAGUGGUCUGUGACUCCUCAGCCUGUGACCCAACACUCAUGGCUGGACUGCUAAAUGUCUUUGUGUGGGUGGGCUACCUCUCAUCCGCCGUCAACCCGCUGGUCUAUACGCUAUUCAACAAGACAUACCGAGCUGCAUUUUCCCGCUACAUGCGAUGCCAUUACCGGGAGAAGAGGAGGCCACUGCAGGUCAUCCUGGUAAACACCAUCCCUCCUCUGGCCUUUGACUCCUCAAAGCUCCCCCUACAGGGAAGCAUCUCUUUGAGACGGUCAACAGAGGGCAGCAGAUCAGGGGGAUCCCCCACUAUGAACCAGACAGAGUCUACUAAUUCACAAAACAAGUGUGAAACAGAUGAAAGGGUGAGUCAUGUGUGAAGCUGGAAUAGUCGCCCAUAAUGUCUGACUCCAAUCAGCAGCAGUUCUAUACUUGCAGUUUUAGGGCAUGUUGUUGUUUUUAGGCUUGCAUAAUUUGCAGUUAGAACACCUGUUACUGAAGCCACCAGGGUUGCCACCCAUCAGGAUUUCCCUGGAUUGUCCAUAUUUUUGGUUGCCUGUACAGGUAAAAAAAUAAUUAUAUUCCUGGAUUUUUAUCCAGUCAUAUCAUCCGCAUAAAAAGAAUGGGUUUGAUUAGUUAGCCUACCUUCAACGUAGCAACAGUUUUUGGGAAAGGAAUUUUGGGAAUUAGGAACUAGGUAGGACCUCAAAAAGGUGACUUAAAGGUUAGGCUCUCUAACUGACCUGACAUCUAUCCACUUCAGAUCAAGCCAUGGCUUGAGUUGUACCAGCAUUUUACAGGGCUGAUGUUGCAACCCUAGCAGGUACGGUUAAGUCAAGGUAGCUAACCUAAUUAUUAACAAAAAUAAAUGAUAAACUCUUUAAUACAAAGGAAGACAUCCUGAAAUGAUCGAUGCGACUAUCAAGUGGAGGUUUACAGGACAUUUAAAAGUUAUGCUAGCCAGUUAACUACCUAAGUGUUAUGCCAGCACAAGACGUUAGUGGGCAAAAGUCUAAGCCAUGUCAUGCCUUGAAACUUCAAUCUACUGCUCUAGAACUGUUGGCUCUCCAGGUCUGCAGAUAUAUAUCUUGGAAUGGUGGCUUUCUGUUUAAGGACAUGCCCAGUUAAAAUGCUAGCAAUAUCUACUAAUGCCACGUUCAGGAAUUGCUGAAACAGUGCCACGGCUUUCCCACCACUCAGACUGACAGGAUGUGCAAUUAAAUCAUAUUUUUUACGUGGAUACAGUCCUACAGCAGUUUUGUUUGAAGAGCGUUGCCAUUGCAGCAGUUCCUAGGAUGUCAAGACUGAUUUGUGUUUCCCACAUUUUGCAACAUGACAUGAGCUGGUGGAGCAGGUCUGAUCCCUCUGCCCUUUAGUGAAUGUAACACUACAAAGUGUCUGGCUGGAAAUGAUGGGACAUUUGCUUUGAAAUUCUUGGAUUUUACUGCCUCAUUAUUUAUUAAGACCUGAAACAGAGCACUGAAAUUGUGUCUCAACAUUUCUUCGUCUGCGCUGCCAGCUGAAGGCCAUGGGAGUGCCGGCUUCAAUUGAAUAGCCUUCCAAGCUGUCCAGCCAACUGACCUUCUUUUUUCAUAAAAUCUCCAUCUGGUUAUAUUUUCUAAGGGAUUUAUAUUACAUUUUCAGGAUGAACAAGAGGCUACUGAUUCUGAGUGUAUUUAUGUUGAUUAUCUUUUCACAGUGAGUGGUCAGUACCCAGGGAAACCUGACAUUAAAGAAUUUCAAAAGAUUUUCUUGAUUAAUACUCUGGGAAUGAAUACUUUAACAAAUUCUAUGUGGAAUUAUGAAGACGUAUGUAUAUUGUUUAAAUGUGUGUAUGUAAAUAAAUAGACUG